This is a messenger RNA of Boleophthalmus pectinirostris (great blue-spotted mudskipper), 3611 nucleotides long. RefSeq names its product arkadia (rnf111) N-terminal like PKA signaling regulator 2n (gene ark2n). The coding region runs from base 314 to 1612 and encodes 432 amino acids. Gene Ontology annotation, biological process: ubiquitin-dependent protein catabolic process. Gene Ontology annotation, molecular function: ubiquitin protein ligase activity. NCBI's taxonomy places the organism in Eukaryota, Metazoa, Chordata, Actinopteri, Gobiiformes, Gobiidae. The record is from RefSeq and is a predicted model, not a curated record. The transcript is spliced from 5 exons.
UACACUUUGUAACGACGAUUCGCUGCUGCAGACUGUUGAAGACAUUUUACAAUAAUACACAGCUAAAGUCGCACUAAAGGAAAGCCACAGAACAAAUGCACCGUCCUCAAUCUUUAUACAUCCACGUUGUAGGGAAUUAGUGUUGCUUAACACGGGAGUCGACUUGUAGCUGUGUGAUCCAGAGAAACUAUAACUUACGUAAGAUGUCGAGCGUUCUGGACUGAGGAAUAAAAUAACACCGCCACCGCGGUCAGUUCCUGUCCAGACACAACGGUCCACAUCAUUUGGACCUUGGGCUCUGGGCUUGACUAGUAUGAAGAUGGCAGAUUCAGUAAAUACAGGAGAAUUUGUUGAUGCUGAGUGUCCCACUGAGUGCCUUGAUGAAGCAGAAACAGUCACAGCUUCUAUUCAAGAAGAGCAGGAAGAUCAACAAAAGAGUGAAACCUCCACCAGCAUCACUUCCACUCAAAGGGAUAAGGAUGGAGAGAGCCUUUUGCACACAGAGAGUGAACAGAGCCUGCUGUCUAUGCCAUGCCUGAUGAAGGAGCUCCGAAGAGACUCAGCAGGGUCUCAUCAAGCCUCUUCCAGUAGUGACAACAAGGUUGUGUCUAACCGUGUUUAUGAAAGCGACUCUUCAAACCCUUGUAUGCUGUCUCCAUCCUCUAGUGGGCACCUUGCUGACUCAGACACACUCUCAUCUGGGGAAGAAGUAGCUGCCCCUCCAGCAUGUGAAGGUGAAGACAACAUGGAAGCUUUACCUGAUUCAGAACAGUCAGUUGAUCAGCCAUCUUCCUUGGCAACUGGAGGCAGAAAGUCUCGCCGCUCUCGGUCAGAGAGUGACAUGCUCUCCAAUGCUAUGGCUGCAAAGAAAAAUCGAUGCCAGACAACUGCAGAAGCAGCCAUGGGACAGGAAAAACAAAUGAAUGGCAAAGUGGGAAAGGUGAAAGGGCACCGGAGCCAAAAACACAAGGAGAGAAUGCGUUUGCUCAGGCAAAAACGAGAGGCAGCAGCAAGGAAGAAGUACAACCUGCUGCAGGACAGCAGCACAAGUGACAGUGAGGUCACCUGUGACUCCAGCACCAGCUCCUCUGAUGAGGACGACGACACCUCUGGAGGUAGCAAGACAAUCAGGACAGAUAUUCCAGACGGGCCACCAGUAGUUGGUCACUAUGAUAUUUCAGGCACUGAUUCUAACCAGGAGAGUAUGAGUGUCGAGGCUGCCCGGCCCAGCGUGAUAAGGCAUGAGCUAAAAACACACAGAGGCCAAGUUAUGGCAGUACACUCUGGGUGUAUAAGAGCUCUGAGCUCACUCUCAGGCCAUCCAGAUGCACAUCUUUUGCACAAGGAAAGUUCCCAACACAAGGGCCAGAUUAGUAUCGCCUCUUCUGACAGUGAGGUGGAAAUUGUGGAUGUGCAAGAGAAAGCACGGGGUGCUCAUCCAUAUGGAGGGGUGAUAAAGAGUUUGUCCUCAUGGAAAGAAAAUCCCGUAACUCAGAUAACCAGCACAAAUCAGCCACAGCUUUGGACUUCUCCACAGCCAAACUGGGUUUCUCCACCGGAAGUAGUAGACCUCACCCUAGACGAGGAUAACGGACACAAGUACCUGCUUUAAACCUAUACUAAAGACAUUUUUGAAUUCCCUUCCUAGUCCUUGCCUCACCUUCCUGUUACAGUUGGGAUUCUUGCUCAGCUUGGAGCUUUGGCUGCAACCUCUGGAGUCUGUCUGCUCCUGUGCACUGUUGAACAAGCAUGUAUUAAAGCCAUUCUACUGAUCUAACGUGUGGUGUUGAGCUGCUAACCAUAAACUUAGUUAAAAACAACACUAAAAUGCAGCUCAAAAUAUGAUAAAAGAGCAAUAUCUUAAAUUGAAUACAAGUGGAAAGAUAUAUUAUACAAAUUUACAUUGAAAUGGUGGCAGCUGGUACACUUUGUAUAGAUUGAAGACAUGGCUUUUUACAUGUCUACCAUUAAUAGUUUUAUUAUAGUCUUAUCACUGGGUUUUCAGUACUGUUAGCAUUGUUGGUGAGAGUGUAAAGUUAUUAUUAUUUCCCUGAAAGUAAGUUGAAACACCUAAACACUGUCUGACCAAAACAUCACCACCUGGAUUAAUUUUAGCAAAGGUAAUAGGAUAUGUAAGGACUGCAUUUUGAGCAACUUUAUUGUAUCCAAAGAAUGAGGGCAGCUAACUAUAUCUGAAUACUGAACAAGGUCAUUUCUCAAACAGGUUUUACUUCCCUGCUGGCACAAACAUAUUAAAUGUACAAGAUUACAAGUGUCAAUAUUUACUGUGCUCAAAAUUUGUUUCUGGGAGAAUAAAAUUCCCACAAUUUUAACCACACUGUGGAGACUUCCAGAUAAAAAUGUAGCGCACUAAUAAUUUGUUGAAUUGCAAAUUGCACCACCUUCAGCCUAAACUGUGAUUACAGCAGGCAUUUGCUGUGACAUUGUCUGAUGAACACAGCGUGCCAUCAGGGAAGAAAGAAACUGGAAUUGGAAAAAUGGAAUAACCUAGUCAAUAUAUUUGAUAAUCAAAUGGCCUCUUUAUCUGGGCACAUAAUGUUGUUGAACAUGCGGUAAUCGUCUAUCAACCUAUUAUAUCAUAAAACAUGAGUACACGUCCCUUUACUCUUGUAGCAUCAUUCUUUUAAACCCUUUCAGUGUGCUUUGAGAGUAUGAUCCUACUGUACAAUCAGAACUAGUUGCACUUAGGAUUUGCAUGCUUCUUGUUGGUGGAUGCAAGCCCCUUUAAUCUCUGGGCACCUUUAAUAAAAUAUAUCUUCCUUGAAUUCUACAACGGAAGAUGGACUUGAAUGCCUUGACAAUGUGCACUUUUUACUUUUUGUACAAGUACUUAGAACAAACUUGUUAUUUUUUCAAAAUUGUUAUCUCAAAAACUUGUAUAGAUGGAUAAAACCAACCCAGGGCUUUUGGUGAAAAGACAUUAAUUUUAACCCAAUACAAAGGACAGACCGUCAUUGACAUAGCAUCAAUUAUACACUGUUCUAACACAUUAACUUUAAAACAUAAUUUAAUAGAAAUGUAAUAUUUUAAUUUUUAUUUUAUUUUUUUUAUUUAACCUUUAUUUAUCCAGGAAAGGUCCCACUGAGAUUCAGUAUCUCUGUCAGGGUAAUCCUGGCUGUUGAAGGGAUCCAAACAUAGAGAUCAUGCAAACCCACAGAGGCCAGGUCUGGGAAUAAUCCCAAAAUCUCUCACAAUUUAUUGUGAGGUUUGGUCUCAGUUUUACCACUCAUUUGCUAAAUCCUUUUAUAUUUUUUUCAAUUUUAAGAGAAGUACAAGUAAUUGUGUGGAUAGUUUAUAAAUUUUUUCCCCCAUUGUUCAACAACAAUUUUGUAUAUGUUGUAGCUGGGUUUCAGUGAACAGCAUACACCAAUUCCUUUACACAGGAUUUACAAUUACAAUUUACUCCACAUACAAUUUUAUAUAAUUGUUUUGUUUGUCUUGCUCCUCCACUAUUCUUAUUUUUUCCCAGUAUUUUAACCUAAACACAAAAUGGAUUUUGUUGCAUUCGUCAGCCUAUGUUUCAGCCUACUGAAAAGUUGCAGUAGAUGAAAAAAAAAAAAAAAGUAUAAAUAAAUAUAGUAUUUAAUAUG